UCUAUCGUUUCUUGAGCACUGAUCUCCAGAUCAUCAUGAAGCAGCUGGUGGAGGCAGCCAUAGACAUGCACGCCAGGAAAAUGUUCCAUCAGGACCUGAAACUGGAAAACAUCCUGAUCCAAACCACCUCUGAUGGGCCUCGAGUGCGGAUCAUAGAUUUCGGAUGUGCCUCUUAUGCAAAAGACGAUCCUUACCGCUGCUUCGCGGGAACCUUUCAGUAUGCUCCUCCAGAGGUUUUUCUAACUCAGAUUUUCGAGGCCGUCCCCACCCCAGUCUGGCAGUUGGGUGCUCUGCUGUUCAAUUUGGUGAAUGGAAGCGUGCAAUUUGACACAUGUGACUUCAUCUGCAGUGAGAUGCAACUCAACAACAACCUGUCCGAAGAGUGCCGGGAUCUGCUGAGCAUGUGUCUGGCUGCACGUCCUGACAAACGUGCAACACUGGAGCAGAUCCAGCAGAACCCCUGGUUGUCAUGUUCCUGUGUGAACUGUGACAAAUUAAUCAUUUAUAACUUAUAACCGCUUCAUUUUUUUUGUAAUAUUUCUACCAUAGGAACCUUACAGUCAUGUGUCAGAUUGUUUUGCCUUAUAAUAGGUCUAUCCUGU
Molecule: messenger RNA, 602 nt
Organism: Platichthys flesus (European flounder)
Lineage: Eukaryota; Metazoa; Chordata; Actinopteri; Pleuronectiformes; Pleuronectidae
Product: serine/threonine-protein kinase pim-2-like
Exons: 4
Coding region: 36-515 (159 amino acids)
Biological process (GO): negative regulation of apoptotic process; protein autophosphorylation; regulation of mitotic cell cycle
Cellular component (GO): cytoplasm
Molecular function (GO): protein serine/threonine kinase activity; ATP binding
Source: RefSeq, a predicted model, not a curated record